UCUUACCUCGCUUGACAGUGGAAUCGGAUCACUACGAACAGUUAUCAGAUAUAGCAGAACGCCAAGGUGUGCCCGUCUCCGUGUUAGCUGACACCGUUUUAUCAGAGUAUUUACAAGAAAUGGAAAAAGGUCUCUUUGGCAAAGCUGGUAGCACCACCGUUUCCUUGAUUCCAUCGGGAGAAAGAAAAUAUGAUGCCGUGCUAUUCGAUAUGGAUGGUGUUUUAUGUGAUUCUGAAAUACUCAGUCGCUUAGCUGCCGCAACCAUGUUUUCCCAAUAUCACAACGUUCGAGUGAAACCUGAACAUUUUGCUGCUUUCACAGGUCAAGGUGAAGAACGGUUCCUAUCAGGUGUAGCUGAAAUGUACAACGUUCCUCAUUUCGAUCCAGUGAUAGCCAAGCAGCGUUUCUUCGAUAUCUAUAUUUCACAAUAUGCGUUGAGUGGCAAGUUGCAUUCGUAUCCUGGAGUAAAGGAUUUGAUAGCCGUCUGUAAAAAAGUAGGUCUGUUCGUUGCCGUUGCCUCUAGUGCCGAUAGAAUCAAAGUUCGUGCCAACUUAUUGGGUAUUGGCUUGGAUGAACAAAUAUUCGAUUAUAUUGUGGAGAGCGAUCAGAUUGAGCGAAAGAAACCAUUUCCAGAUAUCUUUUUACAAGCUGCCAAAGGAUUGGGAGUCAAUCCUGAAAGAUGCGUAGUCAUUGAAGAUGCAACAGCAGGAAUUCAGGCAGCAAAGGAAGCGGGAAUGCGAUGUAUUGCAGUUACUACAAGUUUAUCAGCCGAACAACUCAGUUCUUUAUAUCCUGACGUUAUAAAAGAGCAUCCGGGUCUAAUUACUAUUUCAGAUAUUUUAGGAUUGGAGGAAGACGUUCAAUAAACCACAAAAAAGGGGGCAUUGAAAAGAUGCAUUCUCAUUCUUUGUCUUAUUCACACAUAGUCUUAUGAUACAUAAGAAUGACAAUCUCGAGUGUUUCUUGAAAUACACGGAUCCUGGAUACAUUCC
Molecule: messenger RNA, 992 nt
Organism: Galdieria sulphuraria
Lineage: Eukaryota; Rhodophyta; Bangiophyceae; Galdieriales; Galdieriaceae
Product: phosphoglycolate phosphatase
Exons: 3
Coding region: 120-866 (248 amino acids)
Source: RefSeq, a predicted model, not a curated record